ACUGCGCAUCUCGCACUACGUACGCACUGCAGGUUUGACAUUUCCGGACGCCGACGGCAACAUUGUCAUUGACGGCAAGAAACAAGGUGGAUGGCGAAAAACUGCAUAGUGGUCUACGUGUAAAUCUAGUGAAUUAUCUUAGUAGAUGGCUACACUUUGGUUGCUGUGAGUAGUCAAGUUUUAGUACAAAGCCAGCCAACUACUUUUGCUAGCAUUAGCCAAGUCAGUACAGCUAGCUAUCUUGCUUCAUUUUCGGAGAGUUUGCUAGCUACCUAACGAGUAAACGGAGUACUGAUUUUAGCUAAACACAAUUAUUACUCAAUUGCCGCGCUUGCUAGAUAGGUAGUUAACGUUUUGUUCAGCUAACAGUUCGCUAGUUGGUGUAGUGACUGACUUGUUUCUUGUAGCCUGUCACCGGCAAAAUGACUGUCUUUGAACUGAAUCAAGUCAUCGGUCCCUAACUAACUUCAAAGCCUUCAAAGCCAGUUGGGGCUGUAAACAAACCGCGACAAGACGGCAAAAGAAGGGAAGGAGGCGCUCGCAUCGCUCCUUCAGGAUUCAUCCACUGCAUCAGCAUCAAAGAUGGAGUUGGCACUGGCGCACCCAGCUCUCAAGGCCUUCAUGUGUGGCUCACUGAGCGGCACCUGUUCCACGCUGCUCUUCCAGCCUCUGGACCUGGUCAAGACGCGCCUGCAGACCCUGCAGAACAACAUGAAGCCUGGAGCUCCUAAGGUGGGGAUGAUGACCGUGCUUAUCCAGGUCAUUCGCACAGAGAGCUUCCUGGGCCUGUGGAAGGGAGUGUCACCGUCGUUUGUGCGCUGCAUCCCGGGCGUAGGUAUCUACUUCUCUACCUUCUACUCCCUGAAGCAGCACUACUUCCAGGAGGGCCGGGCCCCUAACGCUGGGGAGGCUGUGCUGCUGGGGGCCGGGGCCAGGGCCGUGGCUGGGGUCUGCAUGCUGCCUGUCACCGUCAUCAAGACACGCUUCGAGAGCGGACGGUACAACUACGUGAGCGUACUGGGAGCUCUGAAGAGCGUGUGUGAGACGGAGGGACCCAGGGCUCUGUUCUCUGGGCUGACGGCCACACUGCUCCGAGACGCCCCUUUCUCUGGCAUCUACGUCAUGUUCUACAGCCAGGCCAAGAGGUCCCUGCCACAGGAGGUGAGCUCCUCCCUCUAUGCCCCGUUGGGGAACUUUGGCUGUGGGGUGAUGGCCGGAGUCCUGGCCUCUGUGGUCACCCAGCCAGCUGACGUGGUCAAGACUCACAUCCAGGUCAGCCCCUCCCACUGGACCACCAAGGAAGCCAUUCGAUACAUCUACACGGAGCAUGGUCUGAGGGGUUUCUUCCGUGGGGCUGUGCCUCGCUCUCUGAGGAGGACUCUGAUGGCAGCCAUGGCCUGGACCGUCUACGAACAGCUGAUGGCCCGCAUGGGACUCAAGUCCUGAGGAGAGAGGGAUAAACUGAUAAAGGAGGAAUGACGUGGGGACUUGGUUUUAUACAAAGCAGCAGUUUGAAGGAGAAGAAAGAGAGGAGGAUGUGAAGGAGGAGGGAGAGAGAGGAGGUGUAGAGACAGUAUCACUGCAACUAGUUAGGGAAAGAAAGAGGUGGGUGUCGGUGGCAUGGAAGAGUGAAAGGUGUGCACGUGUGUGUAUUUUACAUGCUGAUGUUUAUGAGAGAGUUAUUGUGUAUGUUUGAUGUAUGUCCUUACACUCUUAUGUCAACCCUGACCUUAAAUGACAUUCCCUUACUGCUGAGAAGUGAACUGAUCCCUCUCCGAGUGUGGAGACCAUUGAGAUCUAUCUAUUUCUAUGGGGGAGACCAUAGGGAUCUCUUUAAUUAUAUUUCUAUGGGGGAGACCUUAGAGAUCUAUCUAAUUCUAUGGGGGAGACCCUCUCAGACUGGGGAGACCAUAGAGAAUGAUCUAAUUCUAUUUCAAUGGGGGAGACUCUCUCAGACUAUGACUACUGUGGUUUAGCUCUGGAUACCACUCCAGUGACAGAGACUGUCGCCGACUGUCACCUAUUGUCACUGUCUGACUGUGACUAACGUCUAGGUGUCUCAAACACUCCCACUCCCAAGAUGAAACAGCAGCUUUGAUUUAGUUACCUCAGCAAGAGGUUAUCCGCUGGCUAAAGGUAUAGUGGACUGGACAAAGCAACCCUGCGCCAUAACCAUGCAAUUUAUUUACAAAUGACAGGCAGACUACAUUAACAGCACAGUGAUUAUUGUGACCUGUCGACUGACUGAAGGAAAUACGAUAUUUAUUGACUGACUGACUGAUAAAAUAUUUAUUACGAGCUUGGACAAUCAAGACAAUAUUGCUGUGCAUUGUAGCAAAAGACUAGGCUGAUAUUUUCAAUACUGCAACUGCACAAUUAGCUACUAGCAACUUGGCAUUGGCAUACUUUGCCAUAUUAAAAUAGUGUACAGUAGGUGUGCUCUAUACCCAAUUCAACUGGGAUAAAAUGUAUAGUGCAUUCCAUUCUGGUUGCACUGUAAUAGAUCAGAUGUGCUUUACCUAACCAGUAAUGAUAGUCAAUCCCAGAGCCAUAGAUGGAUAAUUGGCAGGUGGUCAAUCCCAUUGGAACACAGACAAUGCAACUCUGAGCCACCUUGGGCUGUAGCAUUGUGAGACAAUAGUCAAUAUCGCUAUCAUGAAUAUGAAGCUUCAGCGCCACUGUAUUACAUGGGCCGGAUUCAGUAGGCACAAAAAGGAAGCAAACCGGAGGGACUAGCUGAUCUUGUCCAAUAAGAAAGGUAAAAUGUUUUUGUUUCUCGUUGCAUCAGUGAUGCACAGCCAUGGUCCUGGAUGGUCUCUGUUAUUAGUUUUGUAAAUAAAUAGGCCUAUGUAUUCAGUAUUGAGAGUAGUUCAUUUUUAACAUGGAAGCCCAUAUACGUGUAUAUUUCUUAACCCGCGGUGGCCAGUGUGCCAUGUCAUGGAUAUAAUUUUUUUGUCCGUUUUAAAGAGAUGUGUUAUAUUGAAAAGUGUUAUUGUACAGAUUCAAGAUAUACACUGAGUAUACAGAAACAUGAAGACCACCUGCUCUUUCCAUGACAUAGACUGACCAGGUGAAUCUAGA
Messenger RNA from Coregonus clupeaformis (lake whitefish), 3081 nucleotides. RefSeq names its product solute carrier family 25 member 38b (gene slc25a38b). NCBI's taxonomy places the organism in Eukaryota, Metazoa, Chordata, Actinopteri, Salmoniformes, Salmonidae. Gene Ontology annotation, molecular function: glycine transmembrane transporter activity. Gene Ontology annotation, biological process: glycine import into mitochondrion. Gene Ontology annotation, cellular component: mitochondrial inner membrane; mitochondrion. Bases 583 to 1446 code for a protein of 287 amino acids. The record is from RefSeq and is a predicted model, not a curated record. The transcript has 8 exons.